Geodia barretti is the source of this 2658-nucleotide messenger RNA. Lineage: Eukaryota; Metazoa; Porifera; Demospongiae; Tetractinellida; Geodiidae. The record is from the annotation of a GenBank genome assembly.
UAAUUUUCACUAUUGAACACAAACGCUAUGUACCACUUACCACUUUUGAAAGAAAGAUAUGCAGCCCGCAAUAAUUCUUUUACACAACACAAUACUGACGGCUUCUGAUAGAAAUGUGAUGAAAUGUGACAGAAGGGGGCCGGCACUAGAUAAUUCUGAGCCAGAGUUUCAAUCUAUAUGCAUCCACACCGUUGAGGUAGUACUGAUGGAGAUACCGCUCUCGUAUAAACCCCAGGUUUUCGUAGAGAGAUAGAGCCACUUUAUUAGUCACUUCCGUUUCCAAAACAACCUCACAGCAUCCCUCGGCUGCCAUCUGUUUUAUGGUCAUCUUCACAAGGGUUGAUCCUAUUCUUCUCUUCCGGUAGUCCUUGUCUACAGCCAGCAUGGCAAUGUAGCCACUCUGUUCGCUGUAUGUCUCCAUCUUGCACACGACCGCUCCCAACAUACUUUCCGUCACACAUUGCCAGGAAGCAGAGGUUGGGCCAGUUGUGGAUGAAGUAGCGGUAGGUAUAGAUGGAGUAAGGCUCCGAGAGGUCCGCCUUCAUCAGUCGCAUGAUGUGGGGCAGCUGCAGCUCAGAUUCGUACUGCAUGAAGGUGACACCCGGGGGACCCUCGUCAGUCGUCUUCGUUACUGCCUUCUCCGGCGACAAAGCGUCCUGCGCUGCAGGAGUGGCCUGGGGCUCGGGUUCUAAUUGAUGCCCACUCCAAGCCACACGGCGUUUCUCGCUGCCGUCAUCAUUCUCGGCUGCUGGAGGGUGUGGGGCCAAGAGAUCGUCGACAUGCAGACUCUUGUCGUGCUGCAUCUUGCGUUUCUCGGCCAGUGGUGGAUUUCGUGCCAAGCCAGUUUUCCAGGAAGCACGCCCGGAAGUUAUCUGACCUGAAACAUCUCUAAAGAGAAACGUCGUCUUACCGUUCAUUCUGAUCCCUGCAAGGCCAGCUCCUAGAUCCAGUAAUCCCUGGUCUCCAGUAAUCUUGCGUCCAGAUUCCAGUAAUCUAAUCUCUGAAAUGACGGAGGUCAUCCGUCCUCCAACUGUAACGAUCAAUCAAGAGGGGGAGAUCCCCAUGCGAGAGUCGCCUGAUGGCUCUCCUCAAUUUGGCAGAGACAAGGCCGUCCUCCGCAACAGUUCGGUCGACGUCUUCCGUACAUGUGCCGAUCCUGGAAGGAAGUGUUCUCUCAAGGCACUGGAGAUACCAAUGGAACAUCUCCUCAGUGGAAUAAUUAUCCUCCCAGGUGGUAGAAAUCACGAUGGCUGUCCGGUCCUGAAGCUGACUCAGCCCAACAGCGUCAAUGAAGGAAUGCUGAAGGACAUCACUGAGGAGGGAGUCAUAGAAAUGCUCAUCUACUUCACCAGUGUACCCAGGGAGGAGGCCCGAGCCAACGGUUUCUGUGUCAUCAUGGAUGGGAACGUGAUGGCCGACUUCAUGCAGGUCACCAUCAUUAGGGCACUCAACCAGUUCCAGCAUGACAUGAGCUACGUCAAAACCUUCCUCUACGUCUCAUCAUCUCCCAUGCCAGACUGGGACACUCUCUGUGGGAGCACCAUCGACCUACCAUUGACACAUGUGUCAGACCAUGAUGGGCUGCUGGAGCAUGCAGACCGCAGUCAGCUAAUGCCUGACCUCGGCGGAUACCUGGAGUACGAACACGAGGACUGGGUCCGUUUCAGAAUGCAAGUAGAGCCUUUCCUCUGCGACUGUGUGAGCAUCUCGAAGCUUCUUGCGCAGGCCAUAGCCCCGUUCACCAAGGACAUGGAGACCCCCACGAACCUGGAGGAGACAAAGGAGGUGCUCAAGAAGCACCAGCUCAAGAAACGGAGGACCAUAGACCAGCUGCAGAUCGAUGAGCUCACCAGCCAGGGCCUCAAAAUCAACAAACUCAUCAAGCAAGAAUCCGAAGAAAGACGCAGCAGUAUCCAGUUCAACCCAGAGUUCCUGAGCACCAUAGCGACGGUCGGCAAGCUCAUCUCCAACAUGGAGGCAGUGAAGGAGAGGGUGGAGGGAAUGUGGCACACCCGAGGCGAGAAACUUGAGGCGACGUACAAACAGCAGACGUUUGAGAAGGAGGCAAACCAGAUUAUCGAGUGGUUUGAGCAGUUCACUAAUGGUGUAGCCCAGACGCACACUGAACUCGGAGAAUCGCAACAAGUUGCAGAAAGUCUUGCAAAAGAAGUCACUGACUUUGAGACAACUACACAGCAAAUUCUAAUACGUACCGAAAAACUUCUCCAAAGUGGUACAAUCCUUGAGACUCUCAAGCACACGGACCACGACACGAUAAGCACACUCAUGGGGAAGAUAAAGCAACUGAUGACCGACUUUGACGACCGACUCGGGAAGAGAAAGAAGAAGAUUGAUGAAUCGGUCCAGCUACACAAGCUGACAGAGAUGUCACUGGACUGGUGCAUCGAGAGUGCAGGUCUCCUCUCGGACUUUGACCUCCUCUGCAACAGCGAGGAUUUCAAUCCAGCUGCCGCCAUUGUCAGCAUCGACCAGUUUCUGGACGAGAACCCCGCACCAUCGGCGGAAAACCAGCAGAUGCUCAUGGAGCUUGCGGAGAUAACCGAGAACCACUGGGCUAAACAGAACGCCCUCUUUGCCUUCAACCGCGUGAUGGAGAUAUCGGAGCGCUUCAGCUACCACUCGCAGAUGCUGGAGAGC